ACGUGGUUCCGAGGUCACGGCGAGACAGCCGGGCUUAUCUGGUCUGCCAUAUCAAAGCAGUGUCCGCCAUCACCCCAUUCCCACAAAAACGGCGCCAUGAUUGUUUUGUCUUUUAUUGCACUCCUACUUGCAAGUGACCAGACAAAUGGGGUGGCCACGUCGACGCCAAGUCCUGCAGUUGUCCACAACGUAACGGUCGCACACGCUCCCUCUAAUGCCAACAGAACAGUGUGCUACCCUUUUGUUGGCUGUUUCGACAACUUCGCCCCAUUUGACAAUGCAAAUCUCGACCUCCCAAGAUCUCCCGAGGCGAUUGGCACUGUUAUGCUUUUGUUUACACCAGAAGGCGGUUCCCGGGCGGAAGUGCUGGAUUACACGAACGUGAAUACAGUGGCAAAUUCACAUUACAACCAAAAGCGGAAAACUAAGUUCAUCAUCCACGGAUUUACAAAUACUAUCAACACUACGUGGCUUUACGACAUGAAGGAUGAGUUUAUGAAAUUAGAGCCAAUGAACGUAGUGGUCGUGGCGUGGGGCGCGGGUGCGACCUUCCCAGACUACUUCCAGGCGGUGGCCAACACGCGCAUGGUGGGCACACAGGUUCGGCUCAUGAUCGACCAGAUGGUACUGACAGGCGCGAGGCUGACAGACUUCCAUCUUGUUGGCCACAGUCUUGGGGCUCACACAAGCGGCUACGCAGGCUACCUGCUACAUGGAAAGUUAGGGCGCAUCUCCGGUUUGGACGCUGCUGAACCGGACUUCGAAAACCAUCCCAAAAUCAUACGUCUUGAUGCUGACGACGCCAUGUUCGUUGACGUAAUCCACACCAACGGGGCUCCUAUUUCUUCCGGUGGCGCAGGUCUAAUGGAACAAAGUGGUCACGUGGACUUUUACGCCAACGGUGGAGAGACACAGCCUGGAUGCCCUAGUCAAAUCACGGGGGUUAUCGGGCAGAUUUUCAACGGGAAAUUGGAUCAUUUGGGAGAUACAGUCAGCUGCAGCCAUUCACGUUCCCAUCAGUAUUUCACGGAGUCCAUCAACUCACCAUGUCCGUUCACGGCCUAUCCAUGUACAUCCUAUGAUAAAUUCAAGAAUGGCGCGUGUUUGAGUUGUGGGAGUACGGGAUGUGCACAGAUGGGUUACUAUGCCGACCAGUACCACGCAAGAGGAAAACUUUACCUGAACACCGAGUCCAGCUCCCCCUUUUGUGCUUUCCAGUACGGUGUAGUAGUGGCCUCUUCAGCGACCUCCAAGGGAACUGUAGCAGUGAGAUUAAAUGGAGAGUGGGGUACUUCUGGUUGGAACAGCGUCACAGAUGCUGAUGUGGACCUGACGUCUGGUCACAAUCUUCAGAAACUGAUCACAUCGCCUGUCGAGGUGGGGCAAAUACACAGUAUUGAUCUCCGCUACACGAAGAAAGCUGCCAGUUUCCUCGGCUUUUUUGCUGGAGCGGACUCUUGGUCAGCUCAUUCUGUCUCCGUCACUUCCGGUGAACUGGGAGAAAGUUUCGAAUUUUGCACUAAAAGUCUCGUGCUACAGGAUAGCUCUCCCGUCAAUGUGAGAAGAACGACCUCCCAUACAUGUUAAUAGCUGAGGCUUGUGGACAGAUCAGAAAUGAUACGACUAAUUAGUUGAAAUACAGUAUACGGCUGUGUGUAUGGCGAUAUGGAGAUAAUUGUGAGGAAAUCCUGUCGUUUCCCAUUCUACUUCAAAACUCAUCCACACACAAAUUAUAUUUUGUAAUACAAGCUUGGAAGAUGAUCCCAUGAAAUCGCCAUGCCUGUUGACACUGCUUUCAUGACUUUGUAUAUUACCCCAUUGAAUGCUAUUUUGCUGUUCCGAGUUGGACGGCCGACAUUGGUGCUUUACCCUGAAGGGAGCAUCUUUAAUACUUUGCAAUAGUUAACGCUUAUAUAAUCAAUGUCAAAUUAAUGUACAUGGUAUGUGAUUUUGUGUACUUGAUUUUACACACUUUGUAUUUUCUAUUGAAACUACAGAAUCAUGUCAUAUCAACUACCGUAAUUGCCAGCUUACAUACAUGUAAAUUAGUAUAACUGGAUAUAGCACAUGUCGUUAAAUGCAUUUAUUAUUCAAUUGUUUUAUUCGAAACAAUGUUGAUUUUGUCCAAUAUUCAUUUAAAAGAAACCUCGAAUGAAUUAAAA
Molecule: messenger RNA, 2162 nt
Organism: Mizuhopecten yessoensis (Yesso scallop)
Lineage: Eukaryota; Metazoa; Mollusca; Bivalvia; Pectinida; Pectinidae
Product: pancreatic lipase-related protein 2-like
Exons: 9
Coding region: 97-1587 (496 amino acids)
Biological process (GO): lipid metabolic process
Molecular function (GO): lipase activity; carboxylic ester hydrolase activity; protein binding
Source: RefSeq, a predicted model, not a curated record